Anthonomus grandis grandis is the source of this 1132-nucleotide messenger RNA. RefSeq names its product aldo-keto reductase family 1 member B1-like. Gene Ontology annotation, molecular function: aldose reductase (NADPH) activity. Bases 142 to 1098 code for a protein of 318 amino acids. Lineage: Eukaryota; Metazoa; Arthropoda; Insecta; Coleoptera; Curculionidae. Gene Ontology annotation, cellular component: cytosol. The record is from RefSeq and is a predicted model, not a curated record. The transcript is spliced from 7 exons.
AAAAACAUUAGGCAAGAUAACAUUAUUAACAUUUAGUAAGUUUGUUAUCAUUUCGAGUGGCUAAGAUCAAAUAUUAAUCAAAGAAUUAAAAAAUCACCGCAAUAAGUCAGUUAUCAGUGAUUUUCCAAGGGGAUAAACACGAUGGCACCUCAGGUACCCAAAAUUAAGUUGAACAAUGGCACAGAAAUCCCCGUAAUAGGACUGGGAACAUGGAAAUCCAAACCCGGUGAAGUGGAACAGGCGGUCAAAGAUGCAAUCGACGUCGGCUACAGACACAUUGACUGUGCAUACGUCUACGGCAACGAAAAAGAGGUUGGGGCGGCCCUUAAGGCCAAAUUCGCCGAUGGUACUAUCAAGAGGGAAGACAUUUGGAUCACUAGCAAACUGUGGAACACUUAUCAUAGACCAGAUUUGGUGGAGAAAAACCUGAAUAUGACCCUGAGUAACUUGGGGCUGGAUUAUCUGGAUCUGUAUCUGAUCCAUUGGCCUGCUGGUUAUAAGGAAGAAUUAGCGGACUUCCCUAUCGACGAAUCUGGAAAGAUGCAAUUCAGUGACGUUGACUACGUGGACACCUGGAAAGCCAUGGAAGAGCUUGUUCGUAAGGGUUUAAUCAAAACCAUCGGUCUGUCCAACUUCAAUAAAGCACAAAUCACAAGGGUCUGGGAUAAUUCCACUAUUAAACCUGCUGUUCUCCAAAUCGAAUGCCAUCCUUACCUAAACCAGUCAAAAUUAAUUGCUUUUGCCAAGUCCAAAGGGAUUGCCGUGACUGCUUAUAGUCCCCUGGGUUCUCCUGAUAGGCCUUGGGCUAAACCAGGUGAUCCACAGCUAAUGGAAGAUCCAAAACUGAUCGAGCUGGCUAAGAAAUACAACAAAUCACCAGCUCAGGUGCUCCUGAGGUACCAGAUCGACCGUGGGGUCAUCACUAUCCCAAAAUCGGUCACGAAGUCUAGGAUCCAGCAGAACUUUGAGGUUUUUGACUUUCAGUUGACCCCAGAAGACAUUGAGUACCUUAACAGUUUUGAUUGUAAUGGGAGAUUGUGUCCUUUGGCCGCUGGAUACGGCCAUAAAUACCAUCCCUUCGAGAACGAUGAAUAUUAGGGUUGUACUGAUUUAAAAUAUAUAUUUGUAUGCA